Eucalyptus grandis is the source of this 1418-nucleotide messenger RNA. RefSeq names its product cycloeucalenol cycloisomerase. Gene Ontology annotation, molecular function: cycloeucalenol cycloisomerase activity. Lineage: Eukaryota; Viridiplantae; Streptophyta; Magnoliopsida; Myrtales; Myrtaceae. The record is from RefSeq and is a predicted model, not a curated record.
CCUACUACAUUUCUGUAACGUUGUCUUUGUUUUUCCAUUUUAAAUUCCGUGUAGUACGACAAAAAGAUUCGACAGCACCACGUGGGGGGCGUGCGCUGGCACUCCGGCGGCAGCAUCAAGGCCGACCUCGCCUCGCCUCACCUCACCUCACCCGCAGCUCCACCAUCCACCACCGACCGACGGCGGCGACACCUCACUCUCGAAGACGACACGGACGCCUCGCCAUGUCCUCCGGCGGCACGAAAUCGGCUUCUUCUCCUCCGCCGUCGCCGAGCUCGAGCUUGUGGCUCGCUCCGAACCCGAGCAAGAGAUGGGGAGCUCUUCUUUCUCUUCUACACGCCGUUCUGGCUCACUCUCGCGCUCGGCAUCGUCGUCCCUUACAAGCUCUACGAGAGCUUUACGGAGUUAGAGUACUUGCUUCUGGGGUUGGUGUCAGCAGUUCCUGCAUUCCUGAUACCGAUGGUAGUUGUCGGGCAGGCGGAUAGCAGUUUGUGCUGGAAGGAUCGCUAUUGGGUCAAGGCGAGUCUCUGGAUAAUAAUCUUUAGUUACGUUGGGAAUUACUUUUGGACGCACUACUUCUUCACAGUUUUGGGAGCUUCUUAUACAUUUCCGUCGUGGAAAAUGAAUAAUGUACCGCAUACUACCUUCCUCCUGACUCAUGUUUGCUUUUUAUUUUACCAUGUUACGUCAAACAUGACCCUCCGCCGCCUAAGGCAUGCUAUUGCUGACUUGCCUGAAGUUCGGUGGGUUACUGAGGCAGCAUGGAUUCUGGCUCUUUCCUAUUUCAUAGCAUACCUGGAGACUCUGGCUAUUUCUAAUUUUCCUUACUAUGAAUUUGUAGACCGGGCAUCCAUGUAUACAGUGGCCUUGUUUUAUGCCAUAUACUUUAUUGUGAGCUUUCCAAUGUUUCUGAGGAUUGAUGAGAAGCCAGGCAGUCCUUGGGACCUGCCGAGGGUAGCUGUCGAUGCUUUGGGUGCUGCGAUGCUGGUGACAAUCAUACUCGACUUAUGGCGUAUUUUCCUCGGACCAAUUGUCCCAGUUCCUAACUCAAAACAAUGCAUUCAGCCAGGACUUCCGUGGUUUCCUGGUCAUUCCGUGGAAGCUUGAGAUCUCAUUGUACUAAAACGGGAGCUUGGGUUCUAGUUCCCAAUUCCAUAGAGGCUGUAAGUUUUGGGGCGUUCCAUGUUAGGGAAAAGAUGUAGCGACAACCGUGCCAAAGGGCUUGUAUUGUACUAGUUGUAGUACUUAGGACAUUAAACAUUUGUUGAGGAAUGUCUCCAAGUACAUGCAGGUGCGAUUUGAAACCAUGACGGUGUUAGUGUUGAGCUUGCCAAAUAUGCUUACCUUAGCUUUUGAUUUGCAUAUAUGCCUUAUUUAGCUUGCCUAGCUGUGUUGCGUGGCAUGCAUUGAAUUGUGAA